Molecule: messenger RNA, 1530 nt
Organism: Salvelinus sp. IW2-2015
Lineage: Eukaryota; Metazoa; Chordata; Actinopteri; Salmoniformes; Salmonidae
Product: ammonium transporter Rh type C-like
Biological process (GO): ammonium transmembrane transport; ammonium homeostasis
Cellular component (GO): plasma membrane
Molecular function (GO): ammonium channel activity
Source: RefSeq, a predicted model, not a curated record
CAGCCUGUAGUUUCAGGGUCACAGCCACACUCAGGGCACGUCAAAGAGCAUCACUGUCUCAGUACUUACUCAGCCACCACCAUGGGGAAUUGCAKCCAGGGAUGCAAAGACUAYUUCUCUCGGCAAAAGAACACCAACAUCCGUCUUACACUGCCGGUAGUCUGCUUCGUCUGGCAGAUCGCCAUGAUCAUCCUCUUCGGAGUCUUCAUCCGCUACGACRAGGAGUCGRACRCACACUGGGUAGAGACCAAGGCCCAUGASAACAUCACCAGYGACAUAGAGAAUGACUUCUACUUCAGAUACCCCAGCUUCCAGGAUGUCCAUGUGAUGAUCUUUGUGGGUUUUGGGUUCCUCAUGACUUUCUUGAAGAGGUACAGCUUCGGUGCGGUCGGCUUCAACUUCCUCAUUGCCUCCUUCGGCCUGCAGUGGGCUCUGCUCAUGCAAGGCUGGUUCCACUCUCUAGACCCCCAGACAGGAAAGAUCUUCAUCGGUAUUGAAAGUCUGAUCAAUGCUGACUUCUGUGUGGCGGGCUGUCUCAUAGCCUACGGGGCAGUGCUGGGMAAAGUCAGCCCGGUCCAGCUGUUGGUUAUGACCCUGUUUGGUGUCACUCUGUUCGCUGUGGAAGAGUACAUCAUUCUGAACUUACUUCAUGCUAGGGAUGCCGGUGGCUCCAUGGUUAUUCACACCUUUGGAGGUUAUUAUGGUCUGGCCAUCUCUCGGGUCCUUUACCGACCUAAUUUACACCAGAGCAAGCAUAUGCAGGGCUCUGUGUACCACUCCGAUACCUUCGCCAUGAUCGGCACACUGUUCCUGUGGAUGUUCUGGCCCAGUUUCAACUCGGCCAUUACUGACCAUGGAGACGGUCAGCACAGGGCAGUCAUCAACACCUACCUGUGCCUAGCCUCCACUGUCCUCACCACAGUGGCCAUCUCCAGCCUUUCCCAGAAGACUGGCAAGCUCGACAUGGUGCAUAUCCAGAAUUCCACCCUGGCUGGGGGUGUUGCCUUGGGGACAGCGGCUGAGUUUAUGAUCUCUCCCUACGGAGCUCUGAUCGUGGGCUUCUUCUGCGGCAUCAUCUCUACCAUGGGCUACAUCUUCAUUUCUCCCUUCUUGGAAAAGACACUGAAGAUUCAGGACACGUGUGGAAUACACAACCUGCACGCCAUGCCUGGGGUGAUUGGCGGGAUAGUUGGAGCCAUCACUGCUGCAGCUGCCAGCGAGUCAGUCUACGGAAAGCAGGGGUUGAUCAACACGUUUGACUUCACUGGAGACUUUAAGGACAGAACCGUGUUAACUCAGGGUGGAUACCAGGCCGCUGGCAUGUGUGUGUCCAUCGUCUUCGGGGUUGUAGGCGGAGCUAUAGUCGGUUCCAUCCUGAAGUUACCCAUCUGGGGUGAUCCUGCUGAUGAGAACUGCUUCGAUGAUGAGAUGUACUGGGAGCUCCCUGAUGAAGAGGAGGAGCAUCAGGAGAGCAUCCCUCCCAUUCUGGAGUACAACAACCACGUGAUCCACAAGCAGCAAGACCUGUAG